AUGCCACAAAGAAAUCCAGACGAUAUGUGUCCAUGCGGACAAAGACACUGCCACCGACAACGUUCAGCAUCGUAUCAGCCAUUAAGUGGCACUGAACUCAUACCAGAGACUUCCGAGUCUCGAAACCAGCUCCAGCAUGCACAUGCACAGUCUACUGGUGCUACGUGCAUUGCUCCAACCCCGAAUAGACAGCGCCGCAGCAACCAUGUCUCAUACAGACAAAGCAUACCAUACUGGGACGACUUCAACGGUAUAAUCUAUGAAAUUCCUUACGGAAAGCUUCUCUCUCCGUCUAAGACAUCUUCGCAGCAGGCAGAUGGAGGUCGGAAUGCUGAGCCGCAAAGCUCUUGUGCUGAGAUUGCAGGAGACAGACCAUAUGGGGAGGACAAUCAAAGCCGCACAGUACUAAGUCCCUCAGGUACUACAUAUGAGUACAUGCCUGAUAGGGACAAUGUGAAGGCCUUGGAUAUUGCACCAUGUGUCGAUGUAGAAGAGACGCGGAGCAAAGGAUGUCUGCCAGGUUCGAAGAAACAUGGAGUUUACGCCAAUGAAUCUGCUGAAAAAACAUUAUGA
Bipolaris victoriae FI3 is the source of this 573-nucleotide messenger RNA. RefSeq lists its product as hypothetical. The transcript has a single exon. Lineage: Eukaryota; Fungi; Ascomycota; Dothideomycetes; Pleosporales; Pleosporaceae. The record is from RefSeq and is a predicted model, not a curated record. The coding region runs from base 1 to 573 and encodes 190 amino acids.